Pygocentrus nattereri (red-bellied piranha) is the source of this 702-nucleotide messenger RNA. RefSeq names its product anaphase promoting complex subunit 16 (gene anapc16). NCBI's taxonomy places the organism in Eukaryota, Metazoa, Chordata, Actinopteri, Characiformes, Serrasalmidae. The transcript is spliced from 4 exons. Bases 133 to 459 code for a protein of 108 amino acids. Gene Ontology annotation, cellular component: kinetochore; anaphase-promoting complex; cytosol. The record is from RefSeq and is a predicted model, not a curated record. Gene Ontology annotation, biological process: protein ubiquitination.
GUCCUCCGCAUGAGUAGAUGGCGCUGAGUGGCCGAGUGGCUGUUUUUAAAGAGCGUACUGUGAUCAUACGAGGACAAGGGCCAGCAGUUCGCAGCAGAUAAGCUCCCGUGUGCAGACACGGCUCCAGGCCAAAUGGCCGCCUCAUCUUCAUCCUCCUCAGCAGGAGGUGUGAGCGGCAGCUCCGUCACUGGAUCCGGCUUCAGCGCCUCAGAGCUCAUUCCUCCGAGAAAAGUCCUCUACACGUACCCCAAAGGAGCCGGAGAGAUGAUGGAAGAUGGCUCAGACAGAUUUCUGUGUGAAUCAGUAUUCAGUUACCAAGUGGCAUCAACUCUAAAACAAGUGAAGCAUGAUCAGCAAGUAUCUCGUAUGGAGAAACUGGCCAGCCUGGUGGAGGAGUUAGAGGCAGACGAGUGGAAGUAUAAACCUAUUGAACAGUUACUUGGCUUCACUACUUCAUAACUAAAUGCAUGUCAAAGCUUGUGUGAAUUUGUUGUAUUGUUAUUGAUUUUUUUUUUUUUUUUACAUAAGCAAAUUCAGAAAGCUUUUCAUACCUUGUUUUAUAUACUUUUUCACUUUUCAAUUGAACAUGGGUACUGUAGCUAUGCCAUGUAUAACUAUGGUCUUAAAUUACACAGGUUAAUUUUUAAUAUAGUAAAUAUAAUUAUUUGAAAUAAAGUUUUAAUCUAACUUAUAUGAUCCAAA